UGCUGUGGUUUGACGGAUGCUGAGCUGGUUUCAGUCCCUCCCCCCUCACUGGCCCGCGGAGUGCUCAUCCAUGGUGCCAACAGACGGACAUUACACGGGCGAGGAAAACAACAAACAGCCUCCAUCAUAAUUAUCACCACUGCAGGUCCGUGUUAAUGUGUCAUGGCAAACAGGGGACCAAGCUAUGGGCUUAGCCGUGAGGUCCAAGAGAAGAUUGACCAGAAGUAUAACGUGGAGCUGGAGACCCGGCUCGUGGAAUGGAUCCUGAUCCAGUGUGGUGACGACUUGGAGCGACCCGAACCUGGCAAACAGAACUUCCAGAAAUGGCUCAUGAGUGGAACAAUUCUCUGCCGGCUCAUCAACAGUCUAUACCCCAGCGGUGAGGAACCAGUUAAGAAAAUUACAGAAACUAAAAUGGUCUUUAAACAAAUGGAGAAGAUUUCUCAGUUCCUGCAGGCUGCCGAAGAAUAUGGUGUUAACAGGGGAGACAUAUUCCAAACUGUUGAUCUUUGGGAAGGAAAGGACUUGGCGGCGGUCCAGAGGACACUGACGGCUCUGGGAAGCGAAGCUCUCACAAAGGAUGAUGGACAUUACCGCGGGGACAAGGACUGGUUUCACAGGAAAACCAGGGGCCACAAGCGGGAGUUUUCAGAGGAGCAGCUGCGUCAAGGCCGGAGUCUUAUCGGGAUGCAGAUGGGAAGCAAUCGUGGAGCAUCUCAAGCUGGCAUGUCAGGGUACGGCACCCCGCGGCAAAUCAUGCGGUACGACUCUCCUCGACACAAUGGAGAUCAGAGCAAUCCCUAAACACGGAGCCGAAACUAGUGCUCCAGUUGUGGGAUGAAUGUGUACAUGUGUAUAGAUAUACAGUGAACUAAAGUUGCGCUUAAACCAGUCCUAGUGUUGUCCCUUCACCCACAAUGCACCAGUGCCGUCUGUUAUUGUUUCUCAGGCAAGCUGCAGAUUUUGUCCAAUAUGUGCAAAAUAAAUUAAAUAUUAGAAUCAACUAUAUUAAAGGGAUAGUUCACUUUGAAAUUAAUUUUUGAUAUGUUUUAG
This is a messenger RNA of Pimephales promelas (fathead minnow), 1053 nucleotides long. RefSeq names its product transgelin 3a (gene tagln3a). The record is from RefSeq and is a predicted model, not a curated record. Gene Ontology annotation, cellular component: actin cytoskeleton. Gene Ontology annotation, molecular function: actin filament binding. Lineage: Eukaryota; Metazoa; Chordata; Actinopteri; Cypriniformes; Leuciscidae. Gene Ontology annotation, biological process: actin filament organization.